Messenger RNA from Miscanthus lutarioriparius, 297 nucleotides. The record is from the annotation of a GenBank genome assembly. NCBI's taxonomy places the organism in Eukaryota, Viridiplantae, Streptophyta, Magnoliopsida, Poales, Poaceae.
AUGAUGAAGGUGCAGAGGAUGGGAGGGGUUGUGUUGGCAGCAGCAGCAGUGCUGCUGGCUGCAGUGGUGGCCGUGGCGGCGGCAGAACUCGUGCCGGUGACGGACAAGGACCUGGAGUCGGAGGCCAGCCUGUGGAGCCUAUACCAGAGGUGGCUCAGCGUGUACAACGGGUCGCUGGACCUCGUGGAGAAGCCGAGCAGGUUCGACACGUUCAAGGAGAACGCUAGGCACAUCAACGAGUUCAACAAGAGGAGGACGAGCCGUACAAGCUCGGCCUCAACCAGUUCUCCGACUUGA